CGAAAGGGAAAAAAAAAAAACAAAAACGAAAGAGCAGCCCAAGCAAGUCGUGUCGUUCGCUCAGCAACAGCAAUGUCGGCGCGCGGCGGCGAGAACCGCAGGGGCGGCGACGACGAGUUCUACCUGCGGUAUUACGUGGGGCACAAGGGCAAGUUCGGCCACGAGUUCCUCGAGUUCGAGUUCCGCCCCGACGGCAAGCUCCGCUACGCCAACAACUCCAACUACAAGAACGACACCAUGAUCCGCAAGGAGGUGUUCGUCUCCCGCUCCGCCCUCCGCGAGGCGAGGAGGAUCAUCCAGCAGUCCGAUAUUAUGAGGGAGGAUGACAGAAACUGGCCCGAGCCCAACUACAUUGGCAGGCAGGAGCUCGAAAUCGUUAUGGGCAAUGAGCACAUCUCAUUCACCACCUCCAAGAUUGGAUCCCUUGUCGAUGUUGUGGGAAGCAGAGACCCAGAUGGCCUACGCAUCUUCUACUACUUGGUCCAGGAUCUAAAGUGUUUUGUGUUUUCGCUGAUCAGUCUCCACUUCAAGGUCAAGCCUAUUCAGUCAUGAGCUUCAUUCCCUGGCCUAGGUUUGUUAUGGUAAUGCAAGUGUUAGGAAACCAUGUAUCAUGUAAGAUCCUGUGAGCCUCAUGAAUCAGAUGCACUUGGAGGGGUACUAGCUAGCUUUUUAGUCAGCCUGGUAUGAAUAUUUGUGCUUCUGGGUUUUAUAAGUUUGGGGAGUUUUGUUUUUUCAACUCUUGCGUCAGUGGGUUUUAUAAGCAGAUGCAUAUAUCCUUGCGCCAAACUUGUUCUGUUGCUUGACUCGAGAUGUACAGUGCUGUCGGCACAACCUUUUCUAGUAUCUGACUUGUGGACCCAGACA
Molecule: messenger RNA, 864 nt
Organism: Sorghum bicolor (sorghum)
Lineage: Eukaryota; Viridiplantae; Streptophyta; Magnoliopsida; Poales; Poaceae
Product: protein mago nashi homolog
Exons: 3
Coding region: 73-552 (159 amino acids)
Biological process (GO): RNA splicing
Cellular component (GO): exon-exon junction complex; nucleus
Source: RefSeq, a predicted model, not a curated record